AUGAGUUAUUUGUUUCAAAGUGAAAAGUUACAUCAACCAACAAUUAUGCUGGACAGUAAAAACCACAACAUCCGUCUGGAAAUUAUAACAGAUAAGCAUUAUAGUAAUGUAAUUGAUCACCUACGGCAAACUUUCUUCGCUGAUGAACCUUUAAAUAAAGCUGUGAAGUUAACCCGUCCAGGCCAAGGCCACUUCCUACUCGAACAACAUAGUUUAUCUACACUGAAAGAUAAUAUUAGUAUUAUGGCGAUUUCGCAAGACGGAAAAAUUGCCGGAGUUGCAUUGAAUGGCGUUCUUAGCGGGUAUAAUGAUAUAAAACAUUCCAUAGAGAAGUUAAACAAUGUACAAGAUGAAAAUUUCAAAAAAAUAUUUAAGCUUCUGUACGAGCAGAACUUACGAAUCAACCUUUUUAAUAAAUUUAAUGUUGACAGAAUAUUUGAAAUAAGGAUUUUAUCAGUGGAUUCAAAGUUUCGAGGUCAAGGAUUAGCGAAAAAAUUAAUUAUGAAAAGCGAAGCACUAGCUAUUGAAAAUGGCUUCCAGCUACUAAAGACAGACGCCACCGGAAUUAUAUCACAAAAAUUAAUGGGAGCACAAGGAUUCGAAACAGUGUGUGAGAUUGUAUAUGAACACUAUCUUGACGAGAAUGGAGACCAAAUAUUUGUUGUAGAAGCGCCGCAUAAUAAAUUGAAAAUAAUGUGCAAGAGUAUCAACUAA
Messenger RNA from Sabethes cyaneus, 714 nucleotides. RefSeq lists its product as uncharacterized. NCBI's taxonomy places the organism in Eukaryota, Metazoa, Arthropoda, Insecta, Diptera, Culicidae. The coding region runs from base 1 to 714 and encodes 237 amino acids. Gene Ontology annotation, molecular function: N-acetyltransferase activity. The record is from RefSeq and is a predicted model, not a curated record. The transcript is spliced from 5 exons.